Messenger RNA from Entrophospora sp. SA101, 2175 nucleotides. The record is from the annotation of a GenBank genome assembly. NCBI's taxonomy places the organism in Eukaryota, Fungi, Glomeromycota, Glomeromycetes, Entrophosporales, Entrophosporaceae.
AUGAGUAAACCAAGACGGUGUUAUUAUUUUUAUCCUGAUUCUAAUAAACAUUGUGAAUGCAGAAAACUUAAAACUAUUGAAGAUGAAGAAACAUGUAAAAUAUGCAAUCAUGAUGAAUCAUGGCAUGAACAGUUAUGUGAAAAUGAUCUCAAUCAUACUCCACAAACACAAAAGGCGAAUCAAAUUGCUAACAAUAAAGAUAUUGAGAAUUUUUUAGUCACCACUCAAAAUAUUAGAUCUAAUCUCAAAAUAAAUCUUCAAAGUCAAUUAAUGAAUAAUAGUUCACAAAAAUUACAAAAAAAUAAAGAAUAUAAAUUCACAUUCUUUUUUUUACCAAAAAAAAAUAAUAAUAAAAUACCAAAAGGAAAGAAUAGGGAAUCUAUGCAUGCUGCUGGAUUUGUGAAAGAAAUUGGUUUUCGAAAAAAAGACAAUGUGAAUAACAAAAUUAUAGAAGCAUUUCCAUUUAGUAAAGAAUCAGGAUAUAAUAUUUACAAAGUAGUAAAUAAAAAGGAUCUGGUUUUAUGUCACCCAGAAAAAAAUAUAGAACAACUAAAAAAUUAUCACUCCAUCACAAAUGAUACAUUAUCCUCAAUUAACUCCUCAACAAAUUAUCCUACAUACUCGAUUAUUGACCACUCUAAUAGUUCAAAUGUUGAUUACCCCUGUUCUACAAGAUCUAAUAUUGGAGUUAUUCUUCAUAAUGAGCUCAAAAAAUAUUAUAAUGCUGGAAAAAAAGAAACUAGGAUUGAAAUUGAUACUUAUGAUUUAAUAAGUGAAACAUUAUUUCAUUGGGCCUGUACUGCAACCAAGAUAGAUAUUUUUCAAAAUCCGUAUUUCAUUGUGCCAUCAGAAGAUGUUAUAGAUACUGGUGGAGGUUUUAGGGAUGCUACUCAUAAAUUAUGGGAGGAUUUAAGGAAUAAAGGAUUAAAGAACAAUUCUUUAGAAUUGAUUGGAAAUUACAUAUUUUUGGCAGAAAAUCAAACUUCAAUUGGUGAUAAAUUUGGUUUUAUUUUGGGGAAAUUGUUAAUUUGGUGCCUUUUGCAUGGUGGUGCCUGGCCAUCUUGGCUCCAUCCUAUGCAUUUACAUUAUAUUUGUGAUAAGAAUAUUAAUUAUAUUGAAAUCUUUAAAGAAUUAAAUCCAAAUAUAUACAAUUGCAUCAAAAAAUUAGAAUCAGGUGAUAACUCACAUUUUAAAGAUGUUAUUGAUUAUGCUAAACAUUACAAUGAGAAUAGAAUUUUUCAAAUCAAUCGGAAGGAUAUUGCAAACCAUAUUUCAAAAUUUGUAAUAUUGGAUAGUCGAAAAAAUGUAUUAGAUGACCUGAAGAAAGGAUUUAAUUAUUUUGAUCAAAUCCAGACAUUGAGAAACAUGAAUUUUACAAAAAUAUUAUCUGCUUUAUAUAUUAAAUUAGAAGGUAAAAUGGUCUGGUGCCAAUUUGAUCAUGUAUAUAAUGAAAAAAUCUUUAAAAACGAAAAGGCCAAAAGUGAAUUAUAUACUUUGUUAAAAAAUUGGGUUUUAAAUCAAAAUGAAACAACACUUGAUAAAUUUUUAAAGUUUAUAACUGGUUGUAAUCGUUUUCCUGUCAAAGAAAAAAUCAAAGUCCACUGGAGGGUUAGUAAUUCAAAAAAAAUGUUAGGACGUAUUCCAAUGGCAAACACUUGUUCCUGUGUGUUGAUUCUAUGUGAAAAUUUUGAAUUAUCCGAGGGUGAUAAAAAAGCUUUUGAAGAAAGUUUGGUGAUUGCAUGUGAAAAUAAUGAAGGAUUUUCAGAAUCCAGCAUAAUAAAAAUUAAUUAUGAUUACCCAAUUUUUCAAGGAAUGAAUCCAUCAACACCUCAAAAUCAAAACCAUCAACCUUUAUAUACAAGCAAUAAUGAUAAUUUACAAUCCAAUUUUUCUCAUCAACAACAACUACUUAAUACAUUUGACAAUUCACAAUCAUCAGCUAAUUCUAAUUUAUGUUUUCAACAAUCAUGCAAUAUCUUUGAUAAUCCACAAUAUAAUGUGUCUCAUCAACAAUUUUUUCCAAAUGUUAACUUAAAUUUUUCACAACAACCAUCCAACAACUUUGUUGAACCACAGUUUAAUGUUACUCAACCUUUAGAUUACAACUCAUUCUCUAGGCUCCAAAAUUACAAUACUUACAGUUAUAAUCCUUUAAAUCUAACUAAUAACCAGUGA